Molecule: messenger RNA, 2884 nt
Organism: Chlamydomonas reinhardtii
Lineage: Eukaryota; Viridiplantae; Chlorophyta; Chlorophyceae; Chlamydomonadales; Chlamydomonadaceae
Exons: 10
Coding region: 288-2441 (717 amino acids)
Biological process (GO): protein phosphorylation
Molecular function (GO): protein serine/threonine kinase activity; ATP binding
Source: RefSeq, a predicted model, not a curated record
CCCCAUUGGCUAAUUGACGUCUGGGCCGGGAGAGUGCACGCCUUUGCGGACCGAUGUGGGGAACUGGGAGUUCGGGAGUUGCAACUGGCGGGUUCCGGAAUUUGCCACCAGUUGGUUCACGGGUCAUCACGGGUUCCGGACGGACAUGAAUCAAUGAGUGUGCUGUUUGUGCUGCAUUUCCUCGGCAACUCACUCACAGUCGCUGGCACUGUGUCACAAACAGUAACUGCCACCCGCGUCAGGCGCCAUUGGCGCCAUUUUUGCGUUCUCAAGGCAGUUGGCAGAAAAUGGGGUCCCUUGAUUCCCUGUCCGACCUCUUUAGUGCCUUCAAUAUCGGAAACCCUUUCGGCGCUCGCGAUGGGGCGUCGGGCGCAAAAAAACCGCUGGCGACCUCAGCUGUCACGCUCAUUUCCCAUACGCAUGGACGCGACCGCCGCGAGCAGCGCGGCAUCGAGCGGCGGGAGCUGCAGGAGGCGGUAAAGUACGGGCGCAAGGAGCGAGCCAACCCGGGGCGCGACGGCCAGGCUCGGUGGAGAUACACGCACAAGGGUGUGGUGUACAUCACGGACGACAGCAGCCGCCACGAGAUCACCAGCUGGCGCCUGGAUGACGCGCUGGACGCGCCGCCAGCCGCCGUGGGGCCGGCCGGCGGCGGCACGGCCCACGUGAUCGUGGUGGUUGACCACAGCGGCUCCAUGCGCAAGGACGACGUGCCCGGGUACGGCAGCCGUACGGCGGCGGUGUACGACUGCCUGGCACGUGACCUGGUGGAGCCGCAGCUCAAGGUGCUGGGCGGAAGCAGGAUGGAGAUCUCGCUAAUUGAAAUGCAAGACGAGGCGGAGGUGGUGCUGUGCCGCAGCGGCGCCACCGCCGACCUGCUCAGCUACCUGAAGCGCCGCAGCAGCACCGCCUACGCCCGCUCACACGGUAACUACCUGCCCGCGCUGGACGAGGCCCUGGGGCUGAUGCGCGAGGACGCGGCAGAGCAGAAGCAGCUGUUUCUGACACGGGCAGCGGCCGGACCUUUUACGGGCGGGGGCUGGGCGGCCGGUAAGCCGAGCCUGGUCAACUGUCCGUACUCGGAGUCCGGCACGAGCGGCUGCCGCGCCCUCGUCCGCAAGUCGGUGAACGAGAAGUGCCUGGCCCGCAUUCGUAACAUGGGCGACCUGCUGGGGCGCGACCGCGUGUCCGUCAACACCGUGGCCUUCGGGCCGGCAGCGGAGGACUUUGCGGUGCUGCAGGCCAUGAGCAAGGUGCUGCCGCGGGGCUCAUUCCAGAAGCUGGGCCUGUCCGCCCAGUGCCUCAAGACCGCCUUCACCUCCCUCACCAGCAGCCUCGCCACGCUGCGCACUGAGGCGGUGGGCGGAGGCGGCGCGGGACUCACGCUGCGAACAGACCUGCGCGCCAAGGGACAGCGACAGGAGUACGAGGAGCACCACCGGAUCACUAACGGCGUCACCUUUGACGUCUACGUCGGCAAAAAGUUCAUCUUCAAGCGCCAAUACGACCGCCACGCCGGCGAGCUGGUGGACGUGCCCCUCGCCGCAGCCCACCAGCUGCGAGCUUACCAGGAGCAGCACCCACACGCCGAGAUCCAGUUGGGCGUUGCGCACGGCCGUAACUGGUUCAGCGAGGGCGCGGAGCGGGUGGUGUUCCAGUGCACGGAGGUGGUGUCGGUGGACGGGGGCGCCACAGCGCACGCCAUCGGGCCGCGGCUGGUGGCGAAGCAAAGCCGGCACGAGGAGCAGGUGUUUGAGCCCAAGUUCCACCGCACCUUCUGCCGCACACAGGGCGAGGCGGCUGAGCUGGCGGCGCUGUUCAACCGGCGUCUGGCGCGGGGCCCGGCCUGGCAGGUGCACUUCCUGCCCUGCUACGUGUACAAGAUCAUUGACGGCUACUACGCCUACAGCAAGGGCGGGCAGCUGGAGAUCCUGGUGGAGCAGGAGCUGGAGGGCAGGUUCACCAAGUGGAACAACAACGCGGGCGGCGUGAGCCAGGGCCGCAGCGGCCUCGCCAGCUCGGUCCGCAACAACACCGCGCCCCAGCAAGCGAGACCCGCCAACAACGCAACAGCACUGGGUGCGAUUGCGGAGGACGAUGAGGUGGAGGACGGGGACGGGGAGGAGCGAGACAACGACGACGACGAUGGGGAGGAGGAGGAGGACGUAAACAACGGUGGCAGCAUCGACGGCGUGCCGCAGGCGUUCUCGCACUUCACGUGGGACUGCACCGGCGGCCAGAAGCUGGUGUGCGACCUGCAGGGUGUGUGGAACUCCACCGACGGCUUCACGCUGACGGACCCGGUCAUUCAUCAUGCCCUGGGCGGCCACCGCAACGGCGCCACGGACAAGGGUCAGGCCGGCAUACACGCCUUCUUCGCCACGCACACCUGCAACGCCCUGUGCCGCCAACUGGGGCUGCGGUCAGGACCGGUGCGCUGAAAGGGCGGGCCGCCGAGGCCUCCUGUAAUGUACUUUAGGUGUAGCUGGAGAGCAUGCGUUCAAAUGCCGCUUGUGUGCGGCCACUGCUGUUCCGAUAGUUGUGAGCCCAGUCGAACUGCUGACCCAAUACAGGUGCAGUGCGUGAGGGCAUUGGUUGCAACAGGACGUACUGGCGCAGCUCACAGGCGAUUUCUGCUCUAGACCAGAGGGGCGUGAGCUGAACGGCAGUUGUUCCUGUCUACUAAGUUUUGGGUCCCUGCGUGCAUCAUCUGACUGUAUAUACUGUGACGGUUGAAGUUCUGGUUGGUCCUGCUGCCUGUUGCCCUGCUGGUCUAGCAGUGUUGCCAGUAUGUUGCAAAGUGCAGGGGGCGGUGCUUUGGUGGGCCAGGGCCCAGGGGUCUCUGCAUGGGCCACACUGUUUGAGAGUCUAUAUUAUAACGUCA